Molecule: messenger RNA, 693 nt
Organism: Melopsittacus undulatus (budgerigar)
Lineage: Eukaryota; Metazoa; Chordata; Aves; Psittaciformes; Psittaculidae
Gene: AP5S1
Product: adaptor related protein complex 5 subunit sigma 1
Biological process (GO): double-strand break repair via homologous recombination; endosomal transport
Cellular component (GO): lysosome; cytosol; late endosome
Source: RefSeq, a predicted model, not a curated record
UCCGCCCCCUCGGGCCGGGGUCCCGUUGCCAUGGUGAGAGCGCUCGUGCUGCUGGCGCUGGGGGGGCAGGGCCCCGCUGGCCACGCCCCCUGCCGCGUGCUCUGCGCACGCUCCUUCGGGACCCCCCCACCCCCCCCGACCGGGACCCCCCCCCCCGAGGACCCCCCCCGGGAGCGGUUACGUCGCCAGGAGCAGAUCGCGGCUGUGGCGAGGCAAGUGGCCACCCAAUGCCACCUCCUCUCCUCCUCUGCCCCCAUUCCCACCGAUCCCAUCUCCUUCCAUCACUCUCCCUAUGGGGUUUUCCAGCUGCCUCCUGGUGAUCCCUUUCCGGAGCCGGUCACGGUGACCUGGAUCCAAGUGAUGACAUUGGCUUUGGCUUUGGUCUGUGAGCCCCACGAGAACCUUGCCUUGGCUGAGCUCACGCUCCGGCGCUUGGCUCCGCGCUUCCUGGCAUCCCUGCGGCUCCUGGAUCCCGGAUCCAAUGCCCUGCUCCAUCCGGAUGCGGCCGAUGGGGUCCUUGAGAGGCUCCUGCCCCAUGGGGAGAUGCUGUUCCUCAAUGAGGGAUUCAUCCAAGGCAUGGAUCGGGAGAUGGGCAUCAAGAGGUCCCGGUGAGAUGGGUGCGGAUGGACACCGCAUCCAAUGGGAUGGAUGGAGCAUCCGUAGAUCGGGAAUAAAGAGCAAUGAGGCAGACGA